CCAUAUUGAGAGAAAAAAAACAACGGAAAAGAAAAUGGUAUUUCCAGCUGAAGUUCUGUGACGAAAUAUUUAUUUAUGUGAUUGCGCUAGAAGAAAAAGCACAUUACUGUGUCAUUUUAUUAAGAUCAAUGCGGCUACGUUUAUUUCAUUUUAAUUGCCUUUAUGUCUAUCUCGCGGAUUAUUAUAAGGCUCGAAAUUUGUGACACUUCCACAACAAAGCCUGGUCAUAUCGAGUUCACUGCCUCAGGUUAUCCCAAAAUGGCAGAAAAAGAAAAAGUAUCCAUUAAAACCAGCAGUAAUACAUGCAAGCAUAAGCGACAAGGUACGGUAGAAGAUUUCCAUGGUCGAAGGGAGACCAGUACAAUUGAGCUUGAAACUCUUGUCAAUGAAGGUCCCAAAAGCAACGACAAAUCUGAUGCACAUGCAGUGAAAGAAACAAAGGACAAAGAAAAGAAAUCCAAAAUUUCAACCCAAAAUUCCGAAACAAAAGAUGAGGUCAAGGCGGAGCAAUCAGGAAGUAAAUCAGAGAGAACAACUAUCACAUCAAUAGACAAGACCGGGAAAAUUCAUUUCUUUUCAGGAAACCCUAGUGUAGAAAUAACCAAGGGAAUCAUUCAUAUAUUUAAGGAGAACCAGAUGACAUCUUUGACAGAUGAAGUUCCAAGGAGUGAGAUGAUUUGCAUGCUUGCUGUUCCAGCAUCGCUUACGAUACAUGACAUGGUCCAGUUUACAGCACCCUCAGCUGAAGGGAUUGAGCUCUUGAGAAUCAUACGUGAUGCCUCUCCCAACCAGUACAUGGUGCUUGUGAAGUUUAAGAAUGCUAGCUUAGCUGAUGAGUUUUAUUCUGAGUACAAUGGAAAAGUGUUCAACUCCAUCGAAAACCAGCAGUGUUACCUUGCAUAUGUUGCUAGAGUAGAGUUGAUGAAGACUUCUGAGGGAGGUUACCUUGUAAUGCCAGGGGUCACUGAACUCCCUGUGUGUCACAUCUGUCUUGAGAGAAUGGAUGAAGCAGUGGAUGGCAUUAUCACCAUCCUGUGUAACCACUCAUUCCAUGGCAGCUGCCUCUACAAAUGGGGUGAUACCAGUUGCCCGGUUUGCCGCUACUCUCAAACUCCAGAAAUGGUUGAAGAUAAUAAAUGCUUUAGGUGUGGGGCACAGGAGAGUCUGUGGAUUUGCUUGGUGUGUGGUGUUGUUGGAUGUGGACGGUACGUUGAAGCUCACGCCCAUGAACAUUUCAAGGAAACGCAGCAUACAUACGCAUUACAAGUUGGUCAGAACAAAGUGUGGGAUUAUGCAGGCGAUAAUUAUGUACACCGUCUAAUGCAGACAAAAGGAGAUGGUAAAAUGGUGGAAUGGGAUCAUGAAGAUGGAAGCAACAGGGAGGAGAAGUUGGAUUCAAUCACCUUGGAAUAUACCUAUUUACUAACCAAUCAACUUGAAUCUCAAAAAGCAUAUUAUGAGGAGAGAAUAUCAAGAAUAGAACAAGAAGCAUUAUCACAGAGGUUAGAGUUAGAAUCAAGAUCCAAGAAAAAAGUAGAGGAAUGUGAGAAAUAUGAAAACCGGGUACAGAAUUUAUUAAAAGAGAAAACAACAUUAGAAAAGAAGAUUAGUCAACUAAACAGCAAAUUACAGAAGAUAAAUCAAAAUUAUAUUGAGGAAAAAGAGAUGAACAAAGGUUUACGUUUAAAUCAGAAAGUUUGGCAAGAUAAAGUGUCAACUCUUGAAUCAUCAAGCAAAGCUGAGAGAGAAAAGUAUCAGAAGGAGGUGGCUGAUUUGCAGGAGCAGUUAAGAGAUGUGAUGUUUUUUUUAGAAGCACAAGAUAAAAUAAAGCAAAGUCCGGCUGGCAUCCGCCAAGAGAUUCAAGAUGGACAGAUCCUGGUUGGCUCAGCGUCGGGGACAUCAGAUUCAAAACCAACUCAGAAGCGUGGGAAGAAGAAGAAAUGAUCACAAAAUUAACACCGAGAGAACAGACUGGUUGAAUUCUUAUUAGUGACAAGAAGGCGGAAAUGGAGCCAUUGUAGAUGUGGAGUGAAGACAAAAUGCUGUCAUCCUUGAAUUUAACUGACCUCGUACCCUCAGCUCCAAUAGGAACUAAAUAUUCAUUGGGUGGAGAAACUCAAAAAGAUGCAAGCUAAAAGAUCUCUGUGGCUUUUUAUAUAGUGCCUAUGCUGAAAUUUUGAGUCAGGAUUGUGGUGCAUGGCCAGAGUGGAUAACUUCAUUGUUAACAUCAUAAAGAUCACUAUAUAUUUGGUACGGAAAUCCCAUUCAAUCAAAAAACUAUCCUAUGGUAAAUUUUUAAGCAUAAAAUUAUAUACUGCAAAUAUUUGUAUGUACAUUCAUUUUCUAUUUUAAAUGAUAGGUAAAUAAUUUUACUCAAUAUAUAGCUUUGCUCCCCUUUGAAAUGUUUAGAAACAACUGGGUAAACUAUAAACCCUUAACUUUACCCAAGCAAACGUCAUUUGAAGAAGAUAUCUGUGAUUUUUUUAGUGAAUAACAUUUGUCUGUCGGAGAGAUAAGAACAGCA
Molecule: messenger RNA, 2524 nt
Organism: Anneissia japonica
Lineage: Eukaryota; Metazoa; Echinodermata; Crinoidea; Comatulida; Comatulidae
Product: BRCA1-associated protein-like
Exons: 14
Coding region: 163-1944 (593 amino acids)
Biological process (GO): Ras protein signal transduction; protein ubiquitination
Cellular component (GO): cytoplasm
Molecular function (GO): ubiquitin protein ligase activity; zinc ion binding
Source: RefSeq, a predicted model, not a curated record